Rhincodon typus (whale shark) is the source of this 4433-nucleotide messenger RNA. RefSeq names its product peroxisome proliferator-activated receptor gamma, coactivator 1 alpha (gene ppargc1a). Lineage: Eukaryota; Metazoa; Chordata; Chondrichthyes; Orectolobiformes; Rhincodontidae. The transcript is spliced from 13 exons. Bases 89 to 2551 code for a protein of 820 amino acids. Gene Ontology annotation, biological process: positive regulation of transcription by RNA polymerase II. Gene Ontology annotation, cellular component: nucleus. Gene Ontology annotation, molecular function: transcription factor binding; RNA binding. The record is from RefSeq and is a predicted model, not a curated record.
CAGGUGCCUUCAGUUUAAUUUCUGUAAAGGGCCAGUACCUCACAUGUGUGCCUGCUGUGGAUUUAUUGAGAUUUAAGCAAUAAACUGAAUGGAGUGGGACAGGUGCAACCAAGACUUUGAGUGGACUGAAACAGAGUAUGCUGCAUUAGUUGGUGAAGACCAGCCACUGUGUUCAGAUCUCCCUGAACUUGACCUUUCUGAGCUUGAUGUAAAUGAUUUGGACACAGAAACUUUUCUGGGUGGACUCAAGUGGUACAGUGACCAAUCUGGAAUAAUUUCCAACCAAUAUGGGAAUGAAUCCUCUGACCUCUUCGAGAAGAUGGAUGAAGAAAAUGAGGCUAACUUGUUGGCUGCCUUAACGGAGACAUUGGACAGCAUCCCAAUAGAUGAGGAUGGACUGCCUUCAUUUGAUGCACUGACAGAUGGGGAUGUGACCAAUGUCAAUGAUCCCGGCCCUCCCUCAACGCCUGACGGCACCCCUCCGAAUCCGGAGGCUGAAGAGCCGUCUCUAUUAAAGAAGCUCUUGCUAGCUCCUGCCAAUUCACAGCUUAUCUACAAUGAACGCAAUGGAGGCAGCACCCACACCCACGUGACCAACAAUAACAGGAUUAGACCAAGCCCGGCUGUUGUCAAGGUGGAGUCAACGUCAAGUAUCAGGACAAGAAAUAUUUGGCAGCAGCAGAAGUUACAGGUUGAGCGCCGUCCAUGCACUGAAUUGCUCAAAUACCUGACUGCCAGUGAUUAUUCUCCUCAGUCCAAAAUAAAUGACAACAAAAUUAGCAAUAGAGCCAAAAGCAUCUCCAAAAGGAAGAUACAGCUGCAAUCACAGCAAUCACAUAACCUACAAAGUAAGACUCGACCAAUGACUCUGUCCCUGCCUUUGACACCAGAAUCAUCAAAUGAUCCUAAAGGUUCCCCAUUUGAGACCAAGACUAUUGAACGUACCCUGAGUGUCCAACUCCCUGGUACUGCUGGUCUAACACCACCAACGACUCCUCCGCAUAAAGCUAACCAAGAUAAUCCAUUUAAGACUGUGGUCAAAUGCAGGAUAUCUUGUAAUUCUUCAGUGCAUAGUCCACCACCAAAGAAAUCACGCUUAAAUGAUUCUGCCUCUAACUCUCAACUGAGCAGUCCUAUUAAGAAGGGCCCUGAACAGACUGAACUAUAUGCCCAGCUGAGUAAGACUUCAGCUUUAUGCAGUGCACUUAGUAUUACCAAAAACGAAGAAAGAAAGAUGCAACGAUCAAACGCAAGGCUUUUUGGUGACCAUGACUACUGUCAGUUCAUAAAUGCAAAGGCAGAAUUAUUAAAUAACAGAGUGUUCUGCAAGGAACGAGAACCUAAAAGUAGUAAACUCCAAAAUCACCCUGAAAGAGAACUCUUGUCAGGGCAGCACAAACAAAACUUUCUUUCUGCUAAUGAUAAACAAGAAAAUAAGAUGGAAAAUCAGCAACAGGAUACACAGCCUAUCAACUACUCUAAUACCAGGAUACAACUGAAAGACCAAGAAAUUCGAGCGGAACUAAACAAGCACUUUGGGCAUCCCAGUCAAGCCUUUUUUGAUGAAAUAGAAGAUAAAGCAAAUCAUCAAAGAGAAAAAGACUUUUGUCAUGAAUAUUAUUCAAAAUUGCCUACCUAUCUAAAUGCAGGAAUGUCUCUUGAUGGUGUAUUUGAUGAUAGUGAUGAUGAGACUGAAAAAUUUCUCUACCCGUGGGAUGGAACACCUGAUGGGUUAUUGUUAGAAAGAUCUUGUUCUCGAUCUCUGUCCAGUUCUCCCUGCAGUGAUUCUGUUUACUCACCAAAGACUUAUGCACCUUCUCAAGGAAUAGUCAGGACAAGGUCUAGAUCUAAUUCCUACCCCAGACGUAGAGCUUGUUCUCGCUCCCCAUAUUCUCAUUCCAGAUCAAGAUCACCAUACCAUAAAUCCUCUUCCAGAUCACAUCACUGCUUUGAUUCAGGGAGCGUUAGAGUACAACACAGAUCUCAUGGAAGUCCCUGCUCAUAUUCAAGGUCACGCUCCAGGUCACCUUACAGCCGCUUUAGUAGACCCAGGUAUGACAGCUAUGAGGAAUAUGAAAGUGAAAGGAUGAAAAGGGAAGAAUAUCGAAGAGACUAUGAGAAACGUGAAUUUGAAAGAGCAAAGCAAAGGGAGCGACAAAGGCAAAAGGCAAUUGAAGAACGUCGUGUUAUUUAUGUAGGAAAAGUCAGAGGUGAUAUAACCCGUACCGAACUGAAGAGACGCUUUGAAGUUUUUGGUGAAAUUGAAGAAUGCACUGUCCAUUUGCGUGAAGUUGGUGACAACUAUGCUUUCAUCACAUAUCGUUACACCUGUGAUGCAUUCGCUGCCCUUGAGAAUGGACACACUUUGCGAAGAUCCAAUGAGCCCCCUUUUGAAUUGUGCUUCGGUGGCGGCAGACAAUUCUACAUGUCUAACUAUGCAGAUCUAGACCCCAAUUCAGAUGACUUUGACCCUGCUUCAACUAAAAGCAAGUAUGAUUCAAUGGAUUUUGACACCUUGCUGAAAGAAGCCCAGCGAAGCCUGCGUAGGUAACAAAUACCAAAUGUGCUACUCGUGAAAGAAGCUGCAGAAUCUUGCAGGCAGCCUUUCAUUUACCAUCAAAGAACUUGCGUUAAUCAUCUUGGGAUCUUAUCCCUCUUUACACUCUGUAUAAAAGAAGUUUACAUGAACACAGUUGCUGCAGUGUAUGAGGAAACUUGAUAGAUAUUUAACAAAAAGAAAAUUGAAAUGUUCUGAUAAGUUAACACUUUUACACAUAUAUAAACAAUAACUUAACUGGUGGAAUAUGCAGCUUGUUCAGCAUUUUAUCUGACAUUUGGAUGUGGUGUUACAUUACUGAUGAGAGUUGGGAUUAAAUACCCUGGGGUGUUUCAAAUAUUUUAGUUACUAAAUGCUGAAAUGUAGUUACGAAUUUACUAAUGUUAAAAUGAGUUAUUUUUAUUUUGUGUAAAUAUAAUAAUGUUUUGUUUGUUACAGCUAUGCACUGUAAAUGCAGCCUUUCAAUAAUUAAAUCAAGAAUGUAACCACAAGUUAGACACUAGUGUACACUGUUAGAUUUAAAAUUUUGGAGAGGUGCAAAGCUGAAAUGGGUAAAAGUUGUCCGUGUGGCUGUCGAACACAUGGACCAAUGCUUAUUUCCCAUUAGGUAGCUUUACAAUAAACUUGCAACUGAACAACUUAGAAAAUGAAUCACGUCACCACUCCCAUGACUAUGUUUAAUCAUUAAAACUGAUUUAGUUUUUGUCCUUUACAUUGAAUUAAAUAUGAGUUACUAAAUCAGGAGAAAAAUAUGAGAAGUUUACUCAUGAUAACACAUGAUAACAUUGUCCCGUAAAUGCCAUCUAUUUUAAAGGAAAAUUAAAGACACUGAAGCCUAGAUAAAUAAACUUGUUGAAAACAGAUGAGACAAGAUUCCUGUGCAUUAUGUUAACACCAUCAUGCCCAACACCAACAUAUCCCAAUUACGCUAUUCAUUUAAACUAAUUUAGCUUCAGGCUCUAGCAGGUGGCAUUUUGUUUAUUUGACCAUUACUAAUUUGUAUUGAGAGAUUCUAAUAUUUGUCAUUGGAAAAUUGUCUUCAUAUAUUUGCUAAACUGAGUUCUCAACUUUGUAACUAAGAACUAAUAGCAAUAUAAAAGUUUUUGACUUAGUCAUUCAUUACCUGAGGUACCUCUAGUUUUUUUUUAAUCUCUGUUCAGACUAUUAUUAGAUCACAUUUCAGGUGUUUUAACUCAUUUUAUCACAUGAUGCCAAACUGAGGUUUACAUUUUCUUCCCUGGAUUUUGAAUAUUCUCCUCUAUUGUAAUAGCAAGGUUGUAAAAACAAAUACAAAAAAGCAAUAAAUGUUUAUUUUUAAAAAUCUAACUUUAGCAUAUCAUGUUUUGAAGUGGAGGGCAGGCGCAUUACCCAGCUUCUUUAAAUGCUUACUGUGUGUUAAAUUUCUGACCUUUUGCUACUACAGUAUUUCAUAGUUUUGCGUGUAGCAGUGGCUAACCUGAACAAAAUAAGUGAAAGUGUGCAUUUGUAGCUAAUGUUAGUUCAUGGCUAUUCUUUAUAACUUGGGUAAUGAUGUUUUGUCCUGUCUGGCAAACGUGAUGAGAAUUUUAAUGAUUGUAAAUUUGCUCUGUACAAUAAAUAGAAUAGCAAUGUAUUAUAUCAGUUAAUUAUUAUUAAUUUUAAUUUAAGUAAAUUCUGAGGACACUGUGCUUUUAGGUUUGUGGGUGAUGAUUUAUUAGUUGAUGGAACUGUACUGACUAGGAAAUGUGAGGAGGAACAUCCAUGUGAGCUUCCUUUGUCUGACACUUCUACCUGUAAAGUGUGGUUGAACCAUUGUACAGAAUUACUGUAAUUUUUUUUCUAAAUGUGCAGUUAUCAUCAACCUCACUGGACUAAUAAAGGGAAACAAUGUUUCAAA